Clarias gariepinus (North African catfish) is the source of this 4947-nucleotide messenger RNA. RefSeq names its product activin receptor type-2B. Bases 348 to 1892 code for a protein of 514 amino acids. The transcript is spliced from 11 exons. The record is from RefSeq and is a predicted model, not a curated record. Gene Ontology annotation, cellular component: plasma membrane; activin receptor complex. Gene Ontology annotation, biological process: activin receptor signaling pathway; protein phosphorylation; cellular response to growth factor stimulus. NCBI's taxonomy places the organism in Eukaryota, Metazoa, Chordata, Actinopteri, Siluriformes, Clariidae. Gene Ontology annotation, molecular function: ATP binding; activin binding; activin receptor activity.
AGCACCGCGGUGUGUUCGGGAAACUCUGCAGCAAAACAACCAACAUGUUUCCUCUCGGUUUGUAGCUCAGGAUUCACCGCGGUCUCACCGAACUGUUGCUUCCGUUCUAUCGAUAUGACUAUCUGUAUUUUUUUUAAUGAAGCCGCACUUUAUUUUUUCUUUAGUUGGUUCUUGACGCCGAGCGAGUGUUUUAUUCAGUAACUCGCCGCUGUAGCUGCCCAGAGGCCAUGGGCUGCGCGUUUGUAUUCAGUCGUUAUUGUUAUUUUUAAACCUUAAAUGCUUUCCAAAGGACAAAAUCCUAAAAGACGAAGUCUUUCUCGGGUCUCCCUCUCUCUGACUGCGGGAAUAUGUUUGCUCGCUGGGUGACCCUGGCACUUCUCCGGGGAAGUUUGUUAGCAGGUCCUGGGCAAGGCGAGGUCAUUACCAAAGAGUGUGUGUAUUAUAACGAUAACUGGCGAGCUGAGAAGACUAAUCAGAGUGGCUACGAGAGAUGUGAAGGAGACAAGGACAAGCGGCAACACUGCUAUGCAUCCUGGAUCAACUCAUCAGGAACCAUACACCUGGUGAAGAAGGGCUGCUGGCUCGAUGACUUUAACUGCUAUGACCGGCAGGAGUGUGUGGCCACAGAGGAAAACCCUCAGGUGUUUUUCUGCUGCUGCGAGGGAAAUUACUGCAACGAAAGAUUUACCCAUCUGCCUGAAGGCACCACUCCUGGAGUAAAGAUCCAGCCUCCUCCGAUGGGACCGUCCCUGCUUGGUGUAUUGGCAUACUCUCUCCUCCCUCUGCUUGUGCUGUCUCUGGCCUUUUUCCUCGCAUGCUGGACUUAUCACCAGCGCAAAGCUCCAUACGGCCAUGUGGACAUUAAUCAGAGUGUUGGUCCUGCCCCUCCAUCCCCUCUGGUUGGUCUGAAGCCCCUUCAGUUGCUGGAGUUGAAGGCAAGGGGGCGUUUUGGGUGUGUGUGGAAGGCUCAGCUACUGACUGAAUACGUUGCAGUCAAGAUAUUCCCUGUUCAGGAUAAGCAGUCAUGGCAGAACGAGAGAGACAUCUACCUUACUGAGGGACUGAGGCAUGAAAACCUGCUGCACUUCAUCUCUGCUGAAAAGCGAGGAACCAACCUGCAAAUGGAGCUCUGGCUCAUCACCGAAUUCCAUGAAAGGGGAUCUUUAACAGAUUACCUAAAGGGGAACACGGUGAACUGGCAUGAGUUGUGUCACAUUGCAGGGAGCAUGGCCCGAGGCCUGGCCUACCUACAUGAGGAUCUGUCCUACAGACUGGAGUGUCCUAAACCAGCAGUCGCACAUAGGGACUUUAAGAGUAAGAACGUGCUGCUUAGGAAUGAUUUGUCUGCUGUGAUUGGAGACUUUGGUCUGGCUGUACGCUUUGAGCCGGGAAAGCCCCCAGGAGAUACUCAUGGCCAGGUUGGUACUAGACGCUACAUGGCUCCGGAGGUGCUAGAGGGUGCCAUAAAUUUUCACAGGGAUGCAUUUUUAAGGAUUGAUAUGUACGCUUUUGGCCUUGUUCUCUGGGAGCUGUUGUCCCGCUGCACUGCUGCUGAUGGGACUGUACAUGAAUACAUGCUGCCAUUUGAGGAGGAAGUGGGGCACCACCCAACUCUAGAGGAUCUUCAGGAUGUGGUGGUUCAUAAGAAGAUGAGACCUAUACUGAAAGACUUCUGGCUCAAACAUCCAGGAUUGGCCCAGCUGUGUGAGACGGUGGAAGAGUGCUGGGACCACGACGCGGAGGCCCGUCUGUCUGCGGGCUGUGUGGAGGAACGCAUCAUCACCAUCACCAGGGCAAACAACAACAUCAACAGUUCUACCUCAGACUGCCUGGUCUCCAUGGUUGUGAUAGAUAGCGACUCGGCUCUACCACGCAAAGAGGCGAGCAUGUGAUCGGUGUCGGUCAGUGAAGUGGGAACUGGAGACCGCUGCACCACUAACCUUUCAGUCGUGAGAACUUUGCUGCUCUUCUGAUAUUUUUUUUUUAAUGGAGUUAAACAUAAAGGUCUGCAAGCAGAAUAAUAAGGAUGAAAUCUGAAUGUUGUUUCCAAAAUCUAACUGUGUGCAUGCACAUAUGCAGACCAUAGCUGUGCUCAUUCAAGAAAUUCUGGCAUUUUACCCAUGAAUUUCAGGCGCCAAGUGAUGAUGAUUAAUAUUAUUAUUAUUUAAAAAAGUUUUUCUUUAGUUGUCGCUGAAUUUGCUUGUAGAUCUUUCGCACAAAUUUUACCUCUGUGAUUUUAAUUUGGACGACAAAGCACAAAAACGCAACACCUCAUCCAGCAAUCAUUUCACAGUGCACUCAUUCACUACCUCCUUGUGUUUUCAGUGAUAUUUUUUUUUAGCAUUCAAAUGUGAAUUUUUUUAAGGACAUUUACUUUCCCUAAUAUCUUCAUCCACUCCGUAAAAUGCCUCCAUUUACAGGACAUGGCUUGCGAGAUCUCCAUUCCUCACGUAUUUUCAAGCUGUUGAGCAGUGAUUUAGGAAAGUGGAAAGUUAAAGACUGUUACACACAACAGACCUCUGUUUAAUCGAGUACCUCUUUCUCUUACUCAGUGAUCUUUCUUAGAUUGUUUCUAGAAUCUUCAGUUUCUUUGUGAAAGUGUCUGACCUGUUUUAUGAAGAAGGUAAUGUUUGGUGAGGAGAGCAGUUGUCUGGAACACUGGAAUCAAAAGGCAGCAGGACUGUUCUUUUUCUUUUCCCCCCAGUAUUACUGUAUUUUAAUUAUUUUUUGCUUGUUUGCCGAUUAUCUGUUUAAACGGAAGAUUUAUUGUGGUGUGUGUGGUGGUUUGGGAAAACCUGAAUUUUGCUGCAACAUAGAUUUUACUAUAGCAGUGAGGAAUUUUUUUUAUGUAGCCUACUUUUUUUAACUUAAUUUUUUUUUUUUUUUUUUUUUGGUCGGCCUGCUAUGAUCAUUUUAUAAAAAAGCAGGUUUAACAAAGAAAGAAGUAAAGCCAGUCAGUCUGCCUAAAGAUGUUCACAAUGUCUGCCUGCUUUUGCCGUAAUUAAGGCAUUAGCUUCAUCUAUUUGACUUAUAAUUAGAAACGUCAAUGAUUCUCUAUUGAUGUUAGCCGGAGCAGAGAUCAGUGAAGAGAUAUCGAUUAAUUGAAUGUUUUGUUUAAGUGCCGCAAGUGACUUUUACUUUAGUUGAUCUGUAUUGACGUGGAUGAUGCUAAUAGUCACCAAUGAAACGAAACUUAUCCUUUACAUUUUUGGUGGUAAACAAAUUUCUAAAAUGCCUUUUAUAUACACCAAUCAGCCAUAACAGUAAAACCACAUGCCUGAUAUUGUGGAGGCCCCCCUUGUGCUAUCAAAACAGCUCUUACUCGCCAAUGGAUUCCAUGUGGUGUGCACUAGUUUCUGGCACCAAGAUAUAAGGAGCAGAUCUCUUAAAUCCUAAUAAGAAGUUGUGAGGUGGACUGGUCUGUGCUUGUGCAGCCCCGUGCAUCCUUUAUAUAUAGAUAGAUAGAUAGAUAGAUAGAUAGAUAGAUAGAUAGAGAUAUCAGAACCAGUAUUAACCUUUUCAGCAAUUUGUGCUACAGUAGCUCACUUGUUGGAUUGGAGCAGACAUACUAUGGCCAAGAUGGUUUUGGCUGCCCUUGACUCGCCCAAUGGUUCACCAGUUAUCUUUCCUUGAACCACUUUUGUUGAGCACUGUGUAUCAGAACACCCACAAAAACCUGCCGUUCUGGAGAAGCUCUGCCCCAGUUUUCCAGGCAUUGCAACAUGCCCUGUGUCUGAGUCACUCACAUAUCUACUCUUGCCCAUUUUUCCACAUCAAAUUCAAAGAAAUUAUUACUGUUCACUUGCUGCCUAAUAUUUCCCCCCCAAAAAAUCUGUUAUUUACUUCACCUGUCUGUGUUUUUAAUGUUAUGGCUGUUCAGUGUAUAUAAACCCAUCUGACCCCAUGUGAAGGGUUUUCCCAGGUCACCACACACAAACACUAAAAACGCACAACUUCAUAUGCUUAAUCUAUUGACCACCCAAAGUAGCGUCUACAGGAUAAGCAUUGUGACACGGAAAUGCCUUUCUACUCCUCAUGCUUUAGUAUUAUAUGCCUGCAUAUUUAGGGCAGGGUCUCUGAAAGUGUGUCAGUGAACAUGUGAUGUGUGCAUUAAGGACCGGUGCUGCCUAUAGUAAGAGCAAUAGCAGUGACCCUACAGGAUUAACAAGGGUGGGUUUGUUUGUGAUGUCUUUUAUUACUCAGGUAAAUGUGUGAUUAUAUCUAUAUACGAGUCUGGUAUAAGUGUGUGUGUGGGGGGGGAGAUUAAAUUGCACAGCUUUUAGCAAUAGACCUCAGCUGUAGGAACGUCUCAGUGGAGUGAUGCUCUGUAUAGUUGGUGCUUGGUGUUCCUAAUUACCCCUCCUUCAGAAACCAGCCGUAUUGAAUCACACGUUGGCUGAGUAUUUGAAGUUUAGUAGUAAUAACAAUUCUGACCUCAUAUUUAGAUGAGUAUUAUAUUGUUUUGUGGUAGAUCUGUAAUUAAAUCUAUGUCUACUUUUAUACGAUUAAGAGAUGUUUUUUUUUUUUUAUAUAGAAAGUGCUGUGAUUUUUAUUUUAUUUUUGCGCUCACAAUACAGAUAAAUGAAGACGAUGUGACUGGUCUGUGACUUUUAUGCACAGAGUAGCAAUUAUUUUCUUUCUUCAUUAAUUUUAUUGUAUUAUUAUUAUUAUUAUUAUUAUUAUUAUCAUCGUUAUUUUAUUACUGUUAUAUAAGUUAAAACCUACCUCAUUUUAACCACUCUGGAAUAAUGGUUUUGUUACAUCGCACGCUUUUCAGCUAAUGUUUGUGUUCUUUUUGUGUGUACAGUUAUAGUUUGUAUACAACAGCAGCAUCCAUAAAGCUCUCCCCUGAGCCAAUUCAAUAAGCUUGACUGACACUUGUAAAUGUAUACUGAGAUCAGGGAUUUCAAAGUCAACCUACAACGUAAUAAAGCUAUCUGCAGGUUG